AUGGGCUCGGUGGGAGCCGAGCGCUUCAAGGAGCUGAGCCCGGCAGCGACGCCCGAGGGGAACGUGGUGAUGAGCUUCAGCUUCGACAGCUACCAGCUGGAGGAGGACGAGCUGCAGCGGGGCAGCCAGGCCAAGGGUGUCCUCACCUUCAUGGAGCCAGUUUCUGAGGACCCUGAGCCCCAGGAUCGAUACCAUGGGAUUUAUUUUGCCAUGCUGCUGGCUGGGGUGGGAUUUCUCCUGCCCUACAACAGCUUUAUCACUGAUGUGGAUUAUCUGCACCAUAAAUACCCAGGGACCUCCAUCGUCUUUGACAUGAGCCUCACCUACAUCCUGGUGGCCUUGGUGGCCGUCAUCCUCAACAACGCGCUGGUGGAGCUGCUGAGCUUGCACACCCGGAUCUCCGUGGGCUACCUCUUCGCCCUGGGGCCCCUGCUCUUCGUCAGCAUCUGUGACGUGUGGCUGGAGCUGUUCAGCCGCAGACAAGCCUAUGCCAUCAACCUGGUGGCUGUCGGGGUGGUGGCCUUUGGCUGCACAGUGCAGCAAUCCAGCUUCUAUGGCUACACGGGGCUGCUGCCCAAGCGCUACACGCAGGGAGUGAUGACGGGCGAGAGCACCGCCGGGGUCAUCAUCUCGCUCAGCCGCAUCUUCACCAAGCUGCUGCUGUCCGACGAGAAGGAGAACACCGUCAUCUUCUUCUUCAUCUCCAUCGGCAUGGAGCUGACCUGCUUCAUCCUCCACCUCCUGGUGAAGCGCACGCGCUUCGUGCGUUACUACACCGACUGCUCCCGCAAGGGCCACCCCGACAGCCGCGGGGCCACCGACCCCGGCACCGGCUACCGCGUCCACCACGAUGUCACCUCCGAGGACGUGCGAUUUGUAAGCCAAGGGUGGGUUUCCCUGCCGGCCCCUGGGGGGCAGCCGAACUCCCCCCGGGGCAGCCCCGGCCCCGAAGCUGAGCUGGCUGGGAGUGGCACCUACAUGCGCUUCGAUGUCCCUCGGCCCAAGAUCAAGAGGAGCUGGCCCAGCUUCCGAGACAUGCUGCUCUACCGCUACGUCGUGUCCCGCCUCAUCUGGGCCUACAUGCUCUCCAUCGCCAUGACCUACUUCAUCACACUGUGCCUCUUUCCCGGGCUGGAGUCAGAGAUCCACAACUGCACGCUGGGGGAAUGGCUCCCCAUCCUCAUCAUGGCCAUCUUCAACCUCUCUGACUUCGUUGGCAAGAUCCUGGCUGCCCUGCCCUACGACUGGAGAGGGACCCACCUCCUCGUCUACUCCUGCCUCCGUGUGGUCUUCAUCCCCCUCUUCAUCAUGUGUGUCUACCCCAAUGGGCAGCCCACCUUCGGCCACCCCGCCUGGCCCUGCAUCUUCUCCCUCCUCAUGGGCAUCACCAACGGCUACUUCGGCAGCGUCCCCAUGAUCCUGGCCGCGGGCAAAGUGAGCCCGGAGCAGCGGGAGCUGGCAGGGAACACCAUGACCGUGUCCUACAUGACGGGCUUGACGCUGGGCUCGGCCGUGGCCUAUUUUGCCUACAGCCUCACCAGUACUUCCCACAGCUCCUGUUUCUACACUGAGACCUCCAAUGGCUCCUUCACCCUGGGGUACUGAGCCCUGGGGUGGGGCAAUGGGGACAGGAUGGAACCUGCUUCCCACCAUGGUCCCCAGUGCCCCACAUCCCUCCUCAAAGAGGGAGUUGGGAGCCAGAAAGCCACCCCAGCAUGGACAAGGACUGGCACCCUGUUGGCACAGGGCUGUGGCAUUCCAAAACGGCCUGUGCUGCCCAGCCAGGCACUGUGCAGGGCCACUGCUUGGGGUGACAUUCCUCCCACCCCAGGGGACAGUUCUUGUUGUUUGUGGGGGUCUCCCCAUCAGCAAUGUGUAGCUCUCCAGUGAAGGCUGGGGAUCUUCUGUUUGUACCAAGCCAUUGACAGGAGGAAGAAAAUACUGCCAAAUCCCAAAGGGAAUAGGACCAGCACUGGGGAGGAGGAUAAUGGAGGGCUGGUAACGAAGAAGAAGGGCAAGAGAGGAAGGAAAUGCUCCUUCAGUCCUGCAGGCUCUGGGAAGGUGGGUCUCGACUUCCAUUGAUGGUGCUGCAGGUUUUCACCAGGAAUGGCUUGAAAUGACAGUCCCUCCCUAAAUAUGCGAAUCACUUCUGAUGGUUGGGGAAAGAUUUUUUUUUUUUAAUUGUGUCUUGUUUUACCCUAACUAUAACAGAGGCAGGGUCUUGCCUCCCCCCACCCCACACUGUGAAUCUGCCCCACUGCAAGGGGUAGAGGGGGGGUCCCAAGGCUACAGCACUGCCAGUGCCAACUGCAGGCCACUGCUGAGCUUCAAGAUUUAUUGCACAGGACGUAAGUGAAGCUGAUUCAAUAAUUAAACGUCUUUGCAAC
Sturnus vulgaris (Common starling) is the source of this 2387-nucleotide messenger RNA. The record is from RefSeq and is a predicted model, not a curated record. NCBI's taxonomy places the organism in Eukaryota, Metazoa, Chordata, Aves, Passeriformes, Sturnidae.